CAAAUCUAAGGCUUGGUUCAAGAGAAGAGCCUGACCUAUCAAUGAUAGUUUUGUAUGUUGUAUAUUUUAAAGAAGGUGUAGGAUAUCUAUUUCUAGUUGACAAUCUUACUGUAGUUUAUUCCAAUACACCGUCCAAGUUGGAUUGCAAUGACUGGGUAGCAUGAGCAUGCGUAUGAUAACAAUGCCGACAUGUGCACAAGACAAAUGUCAAGGAGUCUUAUGGUUUAAUACUAGAAGAACUUUGCCUUCUUCUGCUGCACGUUUCAAUUAGUUUUUAAACACAGCUUGCAAGACACAUCAAGUUAAGGUAAGUUAUACUUUUUGGGGGCAAAUAAGUAUCAAUUCAGAUAAAGAUAUAAAUGUAUUUUGCAGAUUGGCCUUUCAAUUAGGCCUACUCUCCAAAUAAAGAUUGGGAAAUAAUAAUUUAUAAUCAAUUUCAGUAUUACUAGCUGUGCUUGAUGACGUGGGACACAUAAAAAAUUAAAAAUAACUUUUGCGGUUAAAUUCCCAUGUACCGAAUAAAAAAUACAAGAAAAUGGGUUUCCAUCGCAUUUUCAACUCUACUGAUCGUUUUGUCACAAAAAAAGUGCUGUUUGUGUUUGUCUUUGCACUGGCCAAACAGCACGCAGAUACAGUGCGGGUGCCUACCAACAAGAUGAGAUUAUUAUGGACAAAAGAGCCAAGUCAAACGGCAGUCAAGCAUCGAUCAUCAUGUCACCAGAAUAAGACCCAUAGCCGUGGGAAGUAGGGGUGCAACCCUUACAAAUAAAAAAAGGAAAAUAUAUAUGUUAAUAAAAAAAUAUUCACAAAAGUAGUGCAUCGGGCCUUUACUAGUCCUGAAUAUAGCUGUCUUUAGUGCGGGCAAAAACAAUGCUAUCAGAUGAAAAUUAUAUUUAUUAGUUAAUUGUUCAAGGUUGCAUAAGGACUUAGAUCAGAGUAGCCUACAUUAAUACCUCAAUAAAUAUGAAGAGAAUAUAUAUCAUUUACAUAAUCAAUUUCUCUAGUUUUCAUUGACUACCUUUUCAUCUCCCCUUUAUGUAUUAAUAACUUCUAAUUUGUCUGUUUUCGUGAGGCGUCAGUGGGAGGGUUUUGCAGUUGAUGAGUGACAUAUGACUGUUGAUCAAAGGUCAUGACCCUAUAACAUCCUAAAAGGUGUUUAUUUCAGAUGUUUGUUAAUGGUCAAAUACACAUCAACCUAAUGCCUAUCAUUAACAAAAUAACCCACAGACUAAAGUACUCUUAUUUGGAGGUGAUACAUGACAAUUGGUGUGUGCCAGAUAGUUUACCAAAGAGUAGGCUAAUAAGGGAAUCAAAUGUUCACCACAGGUUCGGGGAUUCCUGCACCAUGUUACAUGUCAACUGCAUGGGUUGGGCUCAGUUCAAAUCAAAUUUACAUUUACAUUUACGUCAUUUAGCAGAUCAAGAAGUAAACUGAAUUUAAGUUUUUGUGAAAAUGCAUCUAUUUUCAAUGAUCCCUGAGUUAACCAAAACAACUAAUUAACUCUGAAAUAUUUUGUCUCUCAGAGUUCCACAUCUCACAAUUAGACUGAACAUGUCGCUACCCUCUAUAACCAAUAUUUUAUUCCAGUAUUGGUAUAUAGGAAGUAGCUGGUAGUAAGAUCAGGGGAGAGCAAUAGGGGAACUGAGGACAGUCACUGUAGAUUCAGAGGUGGUGAACUGUGGUCAGUGGUAGUGGUAGGCACAUGGAUUUUUCAAAAUAUAUUUUUUACAUUUGAUUUGAUUUAUUGGACAAUAUCAACUUCAAUUCAACCAAAAGUGUGGGUACAGUGUAUUUAUUUCCAUUGUGGUCCUGGAGCAGAGAGUGGAACCUGAGGGGUUGUGGAGCUCAAUGGUUUGGCCAUCAGUUUGGUCUACUUAGCAAUUAUUUUCAUUAUGCAGAGGUUGUUGAUUCUGCUCUUCACAAGUCCUCAGUGUCAGCCCUAGCUAUGGAAACACAAUUUCCCUAGCAUAACUUCAGGGUGAAUUCACCAGUGUAAGACCUGUGUCACAGUCGAAAAGCAGCUUUAGUGUGGUCUGGAGAAAAUAGUGUUAGUCAAUAAUAACAGUAGCUAGCGAUGAGAGGAGCAGCUGUAAGUUAGAGCUGUAUGGAACUAUUCCGUAUGGAUCUGGAAGUAAUGAUCUUUCUAUGCCAUGCAACAACUUCAGUACACAAUGAACCACGUUUGGUGUGUGUGUGAGAGAGAGAUAGAGAGGGAGGGAGACAGAGUGAGCGAUAAAGAACGAGAGCAGGGGAGAGGAAGAGAGGGAAAGAGAGAGAUAGGGGUUAAAAGGGAGAACGAGAAUGGGCGCAACAGUGGGGGUAAUAGUGUGUUUCAGUAUCUACUUGUGGGGGAUUACUCUACACUCCGGAAUAUUAACGAGGGCCUUUUGUCACAGAUCUCUUUCUCUCUUUUCCUUUCACACACCAGGCACACACAAACAAACACACACAGGCACACACACACACACACACACUGUCGUUUUUUGUCAAUGGUGUCUUUUGUUCCUUUCAUCUCUGACCCAAACAAAGCAUUCCUGUGUACACAGGAAAGAGAGGAGAGAUAGCAAGGGAGAGAGCGAGAGCGAGAGAAAGGGAGAGAGAGCGAGAGGGAGAGAGAGAGAGCUAGAGGGAGAGAGACGGAGCAGGAGAGGGAAAGGAGAGGGAGAUCGGGAAAACAUGCAACACGCCUUUGUAGUUUAGAGGGAGAAGUUUUGAUUCAGUUGAUCAUUCUGAUAUUACAGUAAAAAUACCAUUGUACAAAAGUAGAUGUGUUGUCAUGGAGAUGGAAUACAUCCUAUUGGAAAGGUAUUGGUUGGUUACGUUUACGCUUCUUCUUUCGCUAAAGUUUUUAUUAAUAAGAUGUUAUCUUCUUGGUUUGUGUACAAGUUGUAGGCCUAGAGGCUGCACAUUCAGAAAAAAAGGGAGGAUGAGAAAGAAAGAGCGUGUGUGGGAGAGAGGGAGAGAGUGAAGAAGGGGGACACGGUGAACGUUUUCAAUACUGUCAUUGUAAUUAUGAAAGAGUUGCAUAACCAGAGAUGUGUAAUGAACAGUAAUUACUUACGUAAAACUCUGCAUUGUAGAGGAGCUAUUUCGGUGUUUACUUUUUACGUCACUUAGUUGGAAUUUCGUUUGUGUGUUGUGUCUUGUGUGUCAAUGUGAUUGUCAAAGGUCUCAUUACUAUACUCCUGCCGUAGACUACAGUCCCUGCCUGGUUACAUCAAUGACAUACGUUUGGGGGAAUACUGUGUGUGUGUGUGUGUGUGUGUGUGUGUGUGUGUGUGUGUGUGUGAAAGACCAGCAUGAGUGAAGAAGGGAAGGGCUAUAAAAGCCUCCUUCAAUUUAACAUCUGUAAAACCCUGAUGAAGGCUACGCUACGGGCCAAAUGGUAAUGGUUUUAACAAUAAAGAAGCAUUUAUAUCAUCCACUGUCCUCUAGGAGUUGGUGAAUUCCCCUUUUAAUUCAAGAAGGGACAGCUUGAAAGGUGUAGGGCAACCAGAAAGGGAAUGUUGGCCUUUUUCCUUGCUAACUCUUAUCACCAUAUCCUGUUUCUAGACAGAAGUUCACUCUUUGUCCACUAAAGGUCCCUCUAGUUGGAAUCAACAGUACAGUCCCGUCUUUUUUUUAACUUAAUCUAGAUAAACUCAGUGUUUUUAACAGAGAAUUGGCCUUAAUUAAAUCGGUCCAGUUUCCCUUUUCGUCCGGCUCACAAAGUGAGUGCCUGUAUCUAUUGUCUGUUUAGAUGCAGUAAUGUAAAUCUGGUCAUCCUAAUUCUACACCUCCUUCUUCUCAUUCUCAUUCCCCUUUCCCUUAUCAAAUUCUUUUAUCUCUCAUCUCUGUCUCUCCCACUUCUCUUUGCCAUGUUCAACUUUGGUCUACGUGCUUUGUGGAAGUAAGUGAGAGAAUGUCAUUAGCUUGGUUUCCAUCCAAUUGGUGACAGAUUUUCAUGCGAAUAUUCUAAAAUAUGCAUAAAUAAAAUAUGCAAAUUGUCCCACCAGAGAUGUGUUUCCAUCAAAUUGACUUGUUGUGAAUAAAAGUCUGUGCGUGAUGAAAUAGCGCACAUAAAAAUAACUUUUGCAGUUAAAUUCCCGUGAAUUAAAAAUGCAUAAUAAUAAAACAUACAAGUUAAAUGGGUUUCCAUCGCAUAUUGAAUGGUUUUGUCACAAACCAAUUUGUGUUAUAUAGCAAAUGUGCCCACUUUGGUAUUGGUUCAUGCACUCUAGCUAACAGCUCGCAGAUACAGUAUGAAUAUAGCCUACAUGAUGAGAUUAUUAUGGACAAAAGUGCAAGAAUAUGUUUAUUUGUCAAACGGCAGCUAAGCAUUGAUUAUCAUGUCACCAGAAUAAGACCCUCGAUAUUUAUUGGAAAGGAGUAUCAAGCUCAUCACCUUGCACUUUCACCACCCUGUGAAGUUCAUCAUCAAUAAUUUAUUCCCGAGUUGUAGUGGGAGGACCACACACCAUAUCAUCGCGUGACUCAAAGUUUACUUCGAUAUGAUGAUGGUUAUUAUAUAAAUAUAUGCGCAUAAAACCAUUUCCACCACCAUUUCUCGAACAAUUAAUUUUACCGACACAAAAAGAUCCCACCAUGUCUAACUAAUUAUGUUGGCAUUUUAUAAAAUUGUACGGAAACUGUCGUGAGUAAAAAAAAAAUAUGGUAUGACUUUACUCGCAUAAAAACUGUGGAUGGAAACGUUGUUAAUGUGUAGGACUGUUUUUGUCCCAAAUGACACUAUAUUCCCUAUAUAGUGUACUACUUUUGACAAGAGCUCAUAGGGCCCUGGUCAAAAUUAGUGAGGGAAUACUGUACCAUUUGGGACAUUACGUGUGGAAUCUGCGUUCAUACAGCAUGUGCUUGUUUAGUCCCUCUUCGUGUUGUGUUUGUAAGUGUCUUUGUCUGUUUUGCAAUCUUCCAGCAAAAUAUGCAUAUUUUUUAAAAACUCAACACAGAAACGUGAGUUGCAUCUCAAAUGGCAACCUAUUCCCUAUAGGCUAUAGUGAAGUACUUUCGACCAGUAAUGCGCUAUAUAGGGAAUAGGGUGCCAUUUUGAGACUCAACUCUCACAACCGGUUUUGAUGUUUGUCCAUCAAAGCUCGAGUAACUUUCUAAAUGUUAAUUAAUUGCAAUGCUCUUUUGUUGCUCUUGUGUGGUUUGAGAAUAUAAUAUAAUUUUAAUAGCACUGGUUAACUGGUUAACAUCUGUACUACAGUAUGCCAAAACUUUAUCCACAGUUAUUAUUUCAUGCCCUGUUACUGUGACAACGACGUCACCUAAUCCAUCUCUAAUUCCUUCCUGUUGCAUUGACAGAUGACAUCUGCCACACCCCCUUCCUCCCGAAGCUGCUCCUCUCAGAAGGUGUGUCACUCUCAGACGCAGACAGACGUUCUAAAGCCCCUAUUGGGCGGCGGGGGCUCCGGCGGGGGCGGGACCUUGAGGAGGCGGAGGCGUGUUCUGUCUAAGGAUGGGCGGAGUAACGUACGCAUCGAGCACAUCAGCGGGCGGUCGGCCCUGUACAUGCGUGACCUCUGGACGACAUUCCUGGAUAUGCAGUGGCGAUGGAAGUUCUUUCUCUUCACCCUUACCUUCACAGGGACGUGGUUCCUGUUCGGGGUUCUGUGGUACCUGGUGGCAUUAGUGCAUGGAGAUCUGCUGGGUGAGAGAGUGGAGAGAAUAGAGAAUAAUACAGUACAAUUCGCUGUCCCACUGUUGUUUUAGAUCAGUACAACUAAACAAAACCACCAACUAGGUUUUGUGUAACGUGCAUUGGCACCUUACUCCCUAUUUGGUUAGUGCACGACUUCUAACCAGAGCCCCUUUCCCAAUCUCUCCUCUCACUCUCUGGCCUUUUCUCGUUUGGGCAAAAGUCCAUCCUCUGUCUUCUCUCCUCUAUGACCCGGAAACCAAUAAGUGCUCGAGGAGUGUGUCAAUUUGUUAGUAGGCAAAGUGAAGAUGGUCCUCCCGUCCUCGAUAGCCUCCUAAGUGGCGAGGAAGCACACCCCCUUUGAAUCAGCUCUUGUAUUGUCGAAGGAGAAAAGCAUGCACACAUUUAAAAACGAUAUGCUACUUAUCCUUAUAUUUACAAAAUGUCUUGCACAACUAACGUAAUUUGUUUUUAUCACUUUACACAUGUAUUUUGGGAUCCACACUUGUAAACGACGCGAGAGUGGAGAAGGAGCUUCUCAUUUCAUACAAGCGCAUUUUCGGCCACGUUCACUCUCCGCCUCUCUCCUCUUCGAUUACCUUUGACCUUUUUCAAAAGGAGGCCAGAGAGGACGGAGAGAGGAUGCAGGAGUUGAACAAAUCUAAUUCAGAAAAGGCCUCUGUCCUCUCUCUCUUUCUUCCUCUCAAUCUCCCUUUGCUCGCUCUCUCGUCUCCCUCACUCUUUCCCUCUCCUCUCUUUCUCUGUCUUCUCCCCUCUCUCCUCUCUCUCCCUCUCCUUAUCUCUCUCUCCCCCUCUCUCUCCUCUCUCUUUCUCACUUUCUCUCCUCUCUCUGUCUCCCUCACGCUCCUGUGCCCUCUCAGAGUUCGACCCGCCGUCGAACCACACCCCAUGUGUGCUGCAGAUGCAGACGCUGACUGGGGCAUUCCUGUUCUCGCUGGAGUCCCAGACCACCAUUGGCUACGGCUUCCGUUGCAUCACAGAGGAAUGUCCGGCUGCCAUCAUCCUCCUGAUCCUGCAACUCGUCAUCACCAUGGUACUGGAGAUCUUCAUCACCGGAACCUUCCUCGCCAAGGUACAGUAUGGCUCACUGAGCACUGCACUUGAGGACAAAUCACACCGUGCCGAUGAACGGUUGAAAGCAGCAGGUGGCCGUCCUGUCGCCUCUGAACAGAACAUUGCCGUCAUGCUCUGUUCUUUUCCCGACUACUCUACAUUUUGAAUUGCCACCAUUCAUGGACACCCAACAUGUGAUUUUGUGGCCACCCGCUGCUUUCAGCCGUUCGUUGGCAUGGUAUGUUUUGUCCGUCAUACCUUCUUACAUCACUUGGGUCAUCAUCACUAUAUGAAAUCUCUGAUACACACAUUGUUGCGGUCAGUUGAAUUGCUCAUUAUCUUCUAUGUGUACUUCAAUUGUUGAAUGUUUCCUGAAUUGACUGAAUUGAAAUGGAAUUGAUGCCAAACCUGAACACAGACAGAUAAAUCAAUAAAAAUGUUGCCCUCAAAAAUAUAUACUAUAAAAAAGAUUGAAAAAUAGCAUAAGCAUGUUUACUUAUUUAUUUUUGAGGGCAAAUCAUACUCAAAUGAACUUUUUGUUAUUGUUGAUGUCGUUUACAUUAUUGUUAUAGACGUUUUUAUUCUAAUACCCGUUAUUUUUGUAUAAUACUCUUCUUAUUUUAUUCUAUUGAAUGAAAAGUUGAUGCCAAACCUGAACUCAAGAUACAGUAUCUGACUUAAGAGUCUCCUUUACUGCUUUCCUCAGGUGGCUCGGCCAAAGAAGCGAGGUGAGACGGUGAAGUUUAGCCAGCACGCCGUGGUGUCCAGUCACGAAGGCCGACCCUGCCUCAUGAUCCGAGUGGCCAACAUGCGGAAGAGCCUGCUGCUGGGGUGCCAGGUAAAUGCUCAACUGUGUGUGUGUGUGUGUGUUCAACAGCAAGUGUAAAGUACACUGAACAAAAAUAUUAAUGCAACAUGCAAUAAUUUUUUUAAUGUUACUGAGUUACAGUUCAUAUAAGGAAAUCAGUCAAUUGAAAUAAAUUCAUUUGGCCCUAAUCAAUGGAUUUCACAUGACUGGGAAUACAGAUAUGCAUCUGUUGGUCACAGAUACCUUAAAGAAAAGGUAGGGGCGUGGAUCAGAAAACCAGUCAGUAUCUCGUAACCACCAUUUGCCUCAUGCGGCACGACACAUCUCCUUCCCAUAGAGUUGAUUAAGCUGUUGAUUGUGGCCUGUGGAAUGUUGUCCGUCCUCUUCAAUGGCUGUGCGACGUUGCUGGAUACUGCCAGGAACUGGAACACGCUGUCGUACCCGUAAAACUGCACAUUUUAGAGUGGCCUUUUAUUGUCCCCAGCACAAGGUGCACCUGUGUAAUGAUCAUGCUGUUUAAUCAGCUUCUUGCUAUGCCACACCUGUCAGGUGGAUGGAUUAUCUUGGCAAAGGAUCCAUCCCAAUUUGUUGUCUCUUUCACAACCUGUCUGAAUAAUGGAGAGUGGAACCCCUCUAAAACCAAACGUGACCCCCUAGGGCAGGGGUUUUCUAACUUUUUAAUGUCAAGGACCCACAAAUAUUAUGAGCCCCUGGGUGAGGACCCCUACAACAACAAAGAAACACUUUGCCAUGAGGCUGAGAGAAAAUUGUGCAGUUUUAAAGCAAAUUACCUGCUAUUCUAAACAUAUAUGCUAUCUGACCAGGGCCUGCUACAGCCUUUUGGGCCCCUAAGUAAGUUUUGUUUGGGGGCCUCCCCACCCGCCUCCGGAAAUAAUAAUAAUAUUAGUUGGGGGCCCCCUGGAGGUCAGGGCCCCAGGGCAGAGUGAGACAGGGAAAUGCAAAGGCUAUUUGUAUACUGAUGGAAAAAUAUGAUUGCCAUUGGGGGUGGAUAGGAAAGACAUGAAGAUUGAUCAAGAUUUUACCAAACACAUGUUCUGUAGGUAUUAUAAUACCAAUAUUUAAUUAAGUGAAAAAAAAUAAUUGCUUUUUGUUUAUUUAUAAACAUUUUCCACGAACCCCCUGGCAUCCCCUUGUGGAACCCCGGGGGUCCGUGGACCUCAGUUUGAAAACACCUGCCCUAGGGAUUGUGUGCGCCCCCCAGGUGACGGGGAAGCUGCUGCAGACGUCUCAUACCAAGGAGGGGGAGACGGUGCGUCUGGACCAGAGGAACGUUCCCUUCCAGGUGGACACGUCCAGCGACAGCCCCUUCCUCAUCCUCCCCCUCACCUUUUACCACAUCAUAGACGACAGCAGCCCGCUUAGGGCCUGGGCUGCCAAGGGUACGCCUGGUUAUUACUGUGGGAAUGGAUCUGUGUGUGCAUCCCAAAUGGCACCCUAUACCCUAUAUAGUGCACUACUUUUGACCAGGGCCCUAUUGACCAGUGCACUGUAUAGGAAAUAGAGUGCCAUUUGGGACAAGCCUAGAAGUGCGGGAAUGGAUCUGUGUGUGUUUGUCAGGGCCUUUAAUUUUAUCUUGUGGUUCUCCUCUCCUCCUACUCCUCGCUCUCUCUUCCUCGCUCUCUCUAUCUCUAAGGCUAAUCUCUCUAUCGAUCUCUAUAUAUCUCUCGUAAUUCUAUAUCUCUCUCUAUCAUAUCGCUCUCUAUAGUCUAUUAUCUAGGAUCUCUAUCUACUCGCUCUCUCUCUCUCCUCUCUCUCUCUCUCUCUCUCUCUCUCUCUCUGUCUCUCUCUGUCUCUCUCUGUCUCUCCUCAGGCGGGGGAUGGACAGAUCCUGAGCUGGCGGACUUUGAGCUGCUGGUUAUCAUGAGUGCAACGGUAGAGCCCACCUCGGCCACCUGCCAGGUGCGCACCUCCUACCUGCCUGACGAGAUUCUGUGGGGGUAUGAGUUCCCCCCUGUGGUCUCCCUCUCCCCCUCAGGGAAGUACGUGGCCGACUUCGCCUUCUUCGACAAAGUGGCCAAGACCAAGACCACGCCCCUCUUCAAAACAUCCCGCCCACAGAGUUACCAUGGCAACGGAGGAGGAGGAGGGGUGGGGGUGGAGGGGACUGACCCGGAGAAGAUCCGAUUGGAGCAGAGCUACAGGGAGAGAGGAGAGGAAGGGAGAGGGAGGGUCAGAGACAGUAGCCCUCUCAGUGUCCGCAUCAGCAAUGUCUGAGAGCCUACACACUGAGACGCAUACACCAGACCUGGGUUCAAAUACUAUUGGAAAUAAUUUCAAAUACUUUAUCCAUGCUUGAUUGAUCUUGCCUGGCUUAAUGGAACCAAUAGAAUAGUCCGGAAACCGCAAACCCCGCCCAUCUGGCACUUCAGUAAGACUAAACAAACUCAAAAGAUAUAAAAUAGUAUUUGAACCCAGGUCUGGCAUACACUGGAUUCUAAGCAGGGUCUGUUACAGUUUACUACAAAUAUUCAAAUGAUUAAUUCAUUGCUUGUUGUUCAUUUACAUGAAAUUGGUAUGUAUAGAGAAAUAUAGAGGAGCAAAAUGUGUAAGGGCUGGGGAGGGGGAAGCCCCUGGAAAGGCGUUGAAUGUUUAGGGUGGAUCGCAAAUGGCACCCUAUUCCCUUUAUAUCCCCUAUGGGCCCUGGUCAAAAGUAGUGCACUAUAUAGGGAAUAGGGUGCCAUUUGGGAUGCAGAUUUUUACUGAUGCUUCUCUGUCAACGAACUGGACAUUCGUCCAUAAAUACACUGUAAAAACAUACAAAUAUGUAACACUGUAGAAUGUUUUAUGAUUUUGUUAUUGGUACGUGCCAAUGUACUAUAGAAUAUGCUAGCUUCAAGCACUUUGGUGAAAUGAUAACACUACUGUAUCAAUACAAAAAGAAUGUAGACCUGUUGUGGACUUUGACUGGAUAUGAAGAAGACAAGAGAAGAUGAUUAUAAGGUGCUGUGUAUAGUUGUCAGUAUGCAUUGUCUGCACAGAUAUACAGUGGGGAGAACAAGUAUUUGAUACACUGCCGAUUUUGCAGGUUUUCCUAAUUACAAAGCAUGUAGAGGUCUGUAAUUUUUAUCAUAGGUACACUUCAACUGUGAGAGGAAUCUAAAACAAAAAUCCAGAAAAUCACAUUGUAUGAUUUUUAAGUAAUUAAUUUGCAUUUUAUUACAUGACAUAAGUAUUUGAUACAUCAGAAAAGCAGAACUUAAUAUUUGGUACAGAAACCUUUGUUUGCAAUUACAGAGAUCAUACGUUUCCUGUAGGUCUUGACUAGGUUUGCACACACUGCAGCAGGGAUUUUGGCCCACUCCUCCAUACAGACCUUCUCCAGAUCCUUCAGGUUUCGGGGCUGUCGUUGGGCAAUACGGACUUUCAGCUCCCUCCAAAGAUUUUCUAUUGGGUUCAGGUCUAGAGACUGGCUAGGCCACUCCAGGACCUUGAGAUGCUUCUUACGGAGCCACUCCUUAGUUGCCCUGGCUGUGUGUUUCGGGUCGUUGUCAUGCUGGAAGACCCAGCCACGACCCAUCUUCAAUGCUCUUACUUGCAAAUUAAUUACUUAAAAAUCAUACAAUGUGAUUUUCUGGAUUAGAUUCAGUCUCUCACAGUUGAAGUGUACCUAUGAUAAAAAUUACAGACCUCUACAUGCUUUGUAAGUAGGAAAACCUGCAAAAUCGUCAGUGUAUCAAAUACUUGUUCUCCCCACUGUAUCUGUUAUUGUUGAUACAGAGGAAUGCAGUUAGCACUUUAUUAAGUACCUUUGCACCUUAGGAACAUUUGUAGCACUUAUUAUUACUGGAAUGUAUAUAGAUUUGUGCUUUUAACCUGACUUAAAGCACUUUAACACUGAAUGAAAGGUUUUAAUUAUGCUUUCUAUUCAUAUUUUAUGAUUGUGAUUUAACAAUGACGGUUUUGUCGAUUUUCCUCUCUUUAUUCAUGUUUGCCAUGUGUUGUUUCUGUGGCUAGAAGCACAUUGAUAGAAAAUAACAUUUUUGUAAAUAAUCACAAACAGCCAUUUAGAAGGUUCAACACUAGCAGGAGGAUGCGUUCCAGGCCUAUUCUAGACACCAGGGAGCCUUUUAAUAGACUCAAAAAACACUCCAUUCCCUAUAGUGCACUACUUUUGACCUUUGACCAAGGCCCAUAGGGCUCUGGUCAAAAGUAGUGCACUAUAUAGGGAAUAGGGUGCCAUUUGGGAUGCACACCCAGUGACUCACAUGAGUACAAACUUCUAUUUCUUCCUCUGGUGGUAAUCAUUGUUUUAUGUGUAAAGUAAGUUUUGGGGAAAUUCGGGUGGGGUAAUUUAAGUUGAGAGAGGUGUGUCAAGACCUAAUCAUGGCUUUAGAUUAGAAUAUAUUAAUCCAUGCCUUAAUUUGGUUUACAGGAGAGAACGUAUAUGGACUGUUGUUAUUGCUGAGAUGUUUUGAGAGGAAGCAAAUGUGAUUAUUGUGUGGUGUCCAUGAUUAGACUUGGGUUCAAAUGCGAUUGGAGUCAUAAAAAAAAAAAUUGCUGGCCUUGAUUGAGCUUGCCUGGCGCAAAGGAACCAAUCGAAUAAGGGGCAGGUUUCCCAGACAAAGAUGAAGCCUAGUCUUAUGACUAAAAACCAUUUUAAAUGGAGAGAUUCUCCAUUGAAAGUGCUUCUUAGUCCAUGUCAAGGCUUAAUCUGUGUCUGGGAAACCGGUCCUAAAAGUAAGAUUUUAAAUAGUAUUUGAAGCCAGGUCUGAUCAUGAUUUUGCCAUUAGGAUCUCUCAGAGGCCUUGAAGCCUGAGUGCUUUGUUGAUAUGAACUAUUAAGUGUGAGAGAGGUUUGAUAUUUUGUCUUCAACUUGUCUAGGUUUUCACUGGAAAACUUGAAUGUUGUCUUCCAGAUGUUUAACAAUGUAAGCUAAUUUCAAAUAAAAAUGAUCGAAGAAUAGAGUAGUAUUAUUUUAUUUUUGUACAUUCUUUAAAUUAUAACACUGAAUCCCCUAUUUGGGUGUCAGUCAUUUGGUAUGGGCUGCCCUACUGGAAAUGUACAUGUUGAAAAUACUAUAAUUACACAACAAUAAAUCUUAUUGUAGCACAAAUUGACUUGUAACAUGAAAAUGCAUUCUACCCCGUCUUUGCUUUCACAAACACCCGAGUUUGGAGUGCAUUUUCCGUUCCUAAAUACAUUUAAAAUGUAUUGGAAACAGGUUAUCAAGUAAGUUCAUAUGCCAUGGAACAUUUUAGAAUUGCAAACAUUUCAAAAUGGUUUGAAACCAAAAUUAAAUAGAUUUUUAUACAGUGUACUUAGAGGAAUAAAAGUGAAUAUUCACUACCGGUCAAAAGUUUUAGAACACAUACUCAUUCAAGGGUUUUUCUAUAUUUUUACUAUUUUCUACAUUAUAGAAUAAUAGUGAAGACAUCAAAACUAUGAAAUAACACAUAUGAAAUCAUGUAGAAACCAAAAAAGUGUUAAACAAAUCUAAAUAUAUUUCAUAUUUGAGAUUCUUCAAAUAGCCAAGUUCAAGUAACAGACACAUCUCAGCAUCAACUGUUCAGAGGAGACUGUGUGAAUCAGGCCUUCAUGGUCGAAUUGCUGUCCUUUAGUCUGGAGUCCAAAUUGGAGAGUUUUGGUUCCAACCGCCGUGUCUUUGUGAGACGCAGUGUGGGUGACCAGAUGAUCUCCACAUGUGUAUUUCCCACCGUAAAGCAUGGAGGAGGAGGUGAUAUGGUGUGGGGGUGCUUUGCUGGUGACACUGUCUGUGAUUUAUUUAGAAUUCAAGGCACACUUAAUCAGCAUGGCUAUCACAGCAUUCUGCAGCAAUACGCCAUCCCAUGUGGUUUGGGUGUAGUGGGACUAUCAUUUGUUUUUCAACAGGACAAUGACACAACACACCUCCACGCUGUGUAAGGGCUAUUUUACCAAGAAGGAGAGUGAUGGAGUGCUGCAUCAGAUGACCUGGCCUCCACAAUCCCCCGACCACAACCAAAUUGAGAUGGUUUGGGAUGAGUCGGACCGCAGAGUGAAGGAAAAGCAGCCAACGAGUGCUCAUCAUAUGUGGGAACUCCUUCAAGACUGUUGGAAAAGCAUUCCAGGUGAAGCUGUUUGAGAGAAUGCCAAGAAUGUGCAAAGCUUUCAACAAGGCAAAGGGUGGCUAUUUGAAGAAUCUGAUUGAUUUGUUUAACACUUUUUUGGUUACUACAUGAUUCCAUAUGUGUUAUUUCAUAGUUUUGAUGUCUUCACAAUUAUUCUACAAUGUAGAAAAUAGUAAAAAUAAAGAAAAACCCUUGAAUGAGUAGGUGUUCUAAAACCUUUGACCGGUAGUGUAUGCAAAUUGGUCCAUAACUCCACCUAUACAACAACAUAGGUCUAGGACUAUACAUCAUUUAUGCAGGGUUCAUACAGGCAUUGGCAAGUCAAAUUCAAGGACUUUCAGGGACUUUUUCAAGCACUUAAUUGUUCACGGACCUCAAUUUUAUACAAUUGUAUAAUUUAUGUAUAGGGCCUAAUAUAGAACCCCCCUCCCCCCAAAAAACAUGCAAAAAGUGUAAAGUAAAAAGUAGGCCAUUUCCACUUUAAGAAUCGUUUGGCUGCUGGUGUGAAAGAGGAGCGAUUACGAUAGAGGAAACCAAGUCUAGAUUUAACCUUAGCCUGCAGCUUGGAUAUGUGCUGAGAGAAGGACAGUGUACAGUCUAGCUAUACUCCCAAGUACUUGUAAGACUGUAUCAUCUGCAUAUAAAUGGAUGAGAGAGCUUCUUACUGACUGAGCUAUGUUGUUGAUGUAAAUUAAGAAGUGUGUGGGGCCUAGGAUCGAGCCUUGGGGUACUCCCUUGGUGACAGCCAGUGCCUGAGACAGCAGAUAUUCUGACUUUACACAUUGCACUCUUUGAGAGAGGUAGUUAGCAAACCAGGCCAAAGACCCCUCAGAGACACCAAUACUCCUUAGCUGGCCCACAAUAAUGGAAUGGUCUACCGUAUCAAAAGCUUUGGCCAAGUCAAUAAAAAUAGCAGCACAACAUUGCUUAGAAUCAAGGGCAAUGGUGACAUAAUUUAGGACCUUUAAGGUUGCGGUGACACAUCCAUAACCUGAGCGGAAACCAGAUUGCAUACCAGAGAGAAUACUAUAGACAUCAAGAAAGCCAGGCAGUUGAUUAUUGACAAGUUUUUCCAACACUUUUGAUAAACAGGGCAAAAUAGAAAUUGGCCUAUAACAGUUAGGAUCAGCUUGAUCUCCCCCUUUCAAUAAAGGAUGCACAUUGGCUGCCUUCCAAUCAAUGGGAACCUCCCCAGAGAGGAGAGACAGGUUAAAAAGGUCAGAGAUAGGCUUGGCGAUGAUAGGGAGAGCAACCUUAAAGAAGGAAGGGUUUAAGGAGCUCCUUUAGCACCUCAAACUCAGUGACUGCCUGCAGGGAGAAACUAUGUAGCGGGGCAGGGGAAAAAGAGGGAGGAGCAGCGGGGCUAGUUGCAUUAGAAGGGGUGGGAGAUGAGGAAAUGUUGGACGGGCAAGGAGGCAUGGCUGAGUCAAAUAGGAAUCCUGACUUAAUGAAGUGGUGAUUAAAGAGCUCAGCCAUGUGCUUCUUGUCAGUAAAAACCACAUCAUCAAUAUUAAGGGACAUGGGCAGCUGUGAGGAGGAGGGUUUAUUCUCCAGGUCUUUCACAGUUUUCCAGAACUUCUUGGGGUUAGACCCACUGAGUGAGAACUGCUCCUUAAAGUAACAAACUUUAGCCUUCCGGAUAGCCUGAGUGCACUUAUUUCUCAUUUGCCUGAACGAGAGCCAGUCAGCCUGAGUAUGCGUGUGCCAAGCCUUUCGCCAAAUGGAAUUCUUGAGGUGGAGUAACUCUGCCAGAUCACGGUCGAACCAGGGGCUGAACCUGUUUUUAAUUCUCAUUUUCUUUAUGGGGGCAUGUUUGUUAACAAUAACACUGAGCGUCUUCGACAGAGGGGAUCAAGCUGAUUCUAUACCAAUUUACAGAGGCCAGGUCAUGAAGGAAGGCUUGCUCAUUAAAGUUUUUUAGCAAGCGUCUAUGACAAAUCCGGACAGGUCGUUUAACUGAGCAGCCAUUACGAACACAGGCUGUAAAACAGUGAUCACUAAGGUCAUUACAGAAAACACCAGACUGAUACCUAUCAGGAUUAUUUGUGAGGAUAACAUCAAGGAGAGUAGCCUUUUCUGGGUGUUUGGUGUCAUACCUUGUGGGAUUGGUAAUAAUCUGUGAAUGAUUUAGGGAAUCCCAUUGCUUUAGGACUUGGUCAGGUGGUUUAAGCAUGUCCCAGUUUAGGUCACCUAGCAGGUCACCAAUUCAGACGUAGUGUAAGGGGCACUUCAAUUGAAGCGGCAGGAAACAAAACAAAUCUCUCACGAAAAAAAUUCUCAAAAAUGAAAUCACAGAUAAUUAUAAGGGAGCAGGAGAACGUAUAAAUUGGCUAUAAUAAUUACAAGGACUUUUUAAGCACCAAAUUGAGGAAAUGCUCUAGGUAGGCCUAUUCUAGUAGGUUACUUGAAUUUCUGAGCUCCAAAUUCAAGUUCAAGUAGGCUGUUUCAAGCCCCUUGUAUUGUUUAAAAUUGCAGGUGUAACAUGGACAACAAAAUGUAUUUGUCAUGUUAUUUCAUUACCUGAUCAUAUUGUGAAUACGCCCAGUAGCUUACAUAGUUUAUGUAAUUUGUUGUCAUUAUGUCCAGAAUAAUUAAUAGGAAGAGCGUUGGGUGUUGCGCAAUAGUCUAUCCUACACAAUUGCGCACAGUAGACUCGGUGUCCAAUCCAAGGCACAAAAACAUAUGACAACAUGAACUCAUUACCUUGAUGCUUUCUCUGUUAAAUCUAAUGAGACCUUGCUGUAAAUUAAGCAGACAACAACAGAUGAUCAACCUCAAUUCGCUAGUGAUAUUAGAUCCAAUGAGAUCCACGCACAACUGUCUUCACCGGCAUAAGGUACCAAAAUAUUCUGGACAUUGCUCACAAACACCCUUUUCCCAGCACUUGGGCUGUUGUUGCAUUGCAUGCGCUAUCAGAACAGCUGUUUGUCACUUGGCUGUCAUUUGGAAAAUUCCAUCCUGGAUCAGAUGAUGAUGUGUGAAAAUAUCAUGGAGUAAUUAAACUGCUCCACACCAAAUGCGCAUCCAAUAACUAUUAUGCAUAAUUAUUGAAGAACCACAUUAAUGACAGUAUCGAUUUAGGUUUUAAGUAUCAAGGUAAGGUGGCUAUCCGGAUAAAGCACUAAAUAUGCUUCAGUUAGUGCUAAAUACGGCUGCUAGAAUCUUGACUAGAACCAAAAAAUGUGAUCAUAUUACUCCAGUGCUAGCCUCUCUACUGGCUUCCUGUUAAGGGCUGAUUUCAAGAUUUUGCUGCUAACCUACAAAGCAUUAGAUGGACUUGCUCCUACCUAUCUCUCCGAUUUGGUCCUGCCGUACAUAACUACACGUACAUUAGGUCACAAGACCCAGGCCUCCUUGUCCCUAGAAUUUCUAAGCAAACAGCUAGGCAGGGCUUUCUCCUAUAGAGCUAAAUUUUUAUGGAAUGGUCUGCCUAUCCAUGUGAGAGACACAGACUCGGCUCGUGCGGUGGAGGAGAUCUUCGUAUGCUAUACUCAGCCUUGUCUCAGGCUAGUAAGUUGGUGGUCUGUUGAUAUCCCUCUAGUGGUGUGGGGGCUGUGCUUUGGCAAAGCGGGUGGGGUUAUAUCCUGCCUGGUUGGCCCUGUCCGGGGGUAUCGUCGGACAGAACCACAGUGUCACCCGACCCUCCCUGUUUCAGCCUCCAGUAUCUAUGCUGCAAUAGUCUAUGUGCUGGGGGUCUAGGGUCAGUUUGUCCUAUCUGGUGAAAUUCUCCUGUCUUAUCUGGUGUCCUGUGUGAACUUAAGUAUGCUCCCUCUAAUUCUCCCAUCUCUCUCUCUGCCAAGAGUGUGCAAAACUGUCAUCAAGGCAAAGGGUGGCUAUUUGAAGAAUCUCUGAUUCCAUAUGUGUUAUUUCAUAGUUUUGAUGUCUUCAGUAUUAUUCUACAAUGUAGAAAAUAGUAAAAAUAAAGAAAAACCCUUGAAUGAGUAGGUGUGUCCAAACUUUUGACUGGUAAUGUAUGUGCGUAUGUGCGUACAUGUGUACAAUUCGUAGAAUUGGUGUUUGUCCCAAAAAACAUGUGUACGUACACGACAGGUGUGUGGGGGUGUGUGUCUAAAGACAGUGUGUGGGGCCAAACAGGCCCAUACCCAGGCCCUAUGGUCUUGGGGGGAGGAAUAGCACUUAGGCACCGUGGGGAUAGUGUGUGAGAGUAGAUCUUACAAAACAAGGCAGGUCUUCAUGGGAGUUUCUACAAAACUGUUUGUUCAAACCCUUUGGACUUGUGAGGAGAUUCUGGAUCGAAUGAGAUACAAAAACAAGGAAAUAAGAUACUGUGAUUCCUCAGACCACUUGGUUGAGCAAACUUGGUUCAAUCUUCUUUGGUUAUUCUUCAGUUACAGAAGAGUUACAGAACAGUUACAUACUCUUGUCAAGAAGGUACUUAUACAUACAGUAUACUUGAUACUACUACUACUAUUACUGUGACAUAUUGGGUAGUGUUGUGCUACUAUAGCUUGAUUUUACAAUGUAAGUGUACGUAAUCUGCCUUAUCAAUAGUGGGAGAGAUACAAGUAAUAUCUAACAGUUCCACAACAAAAACCUAAUACACACAAAUCUAAGUAAAGGAAUGGAAUAAGAAUAUAUAAAUAUAUGGAUGAGCAAUGUCAUUAUCAGAGUGGCAUAGGCUAAGAUGCAAUAGAUAGUAUAGAAUACAGUAUAUACAUAUGAGAUGGGUAAUGCAAGAUAUGUAAACAUUAUUAAAGUGGCAUUAUUAAAGUGACUAGUGUUCCAUUUAUUAAAGUGGCCAGUGAUUUUCAAGGCUGUAUGUAGGCAGCAGCCUCUCUGUGCUAGUGAUGGCUGUUUAACAGUCUGAUGGCCAUGAGAUAGAAGCUGUUUUUCAGUCUCUCGGUCCCAGCUUUGAUGCACCUGUACUGACCUCGCCUUCUGGAUGAUAGCGGGGUGAACAGGCAGUGACCCGGGUGGUAGUUGUCCUUGAUUAUCUUUUUGGCCUUCCUGUGACAGUUUGCCCCAGGUGAUGCGUUCGGCAGACCGCACCACCCUCUGGAGAGCCCUGCGGUUGUGGGCGGUGCAGUUGCCAUACCAGGCGGUGAUACAGCCCGACAGGAUGCUCUCAAUUGUGCAUCUGUAAAAGUUUUUGAGCGUUUUAGGUGACAGGCCAAAUUUCUUCAGCCUCCUGAGGUUGAAGAGACGCUGUUGCGACUUCUUCACCACACUGUCUAUGUGGGUGGACCAUUUCAGUUUGUCAGUGAUAUGUACGCUGAGGAACUUAAAACUUUCCACCUUCUCCACUGCUGUCCCGUCAAUGUGGAUAGGGGGGUACUCCCUCUGCUGUUUCCUGAAGUCCACGAUAAUCUCCUUUGUUUUUUUUACGUUGAGUGAGAGAUUAUUUCCUGACACCACACUCCGAGAGCCAUCACCUCCUCGCUGUUGGCUGUCUCAUCGUUGUUGGUAAUCAAGCCUACUAAUGUUGUGUCGUCUGCAAACUUGAUGAUUGAGCUGGAGGCAAGCAUGGCUACGCAGUCAUGGGUGAACAGGGAGUACAGGAGGGGGCUGAGCACACACCCUUGUGGAGCCCCAGUGUUGAGGAUCAGCGAAGUGGAGAUGUUGUUUCCUACCUUCACCACCAGGGGGCGGCCCGUCAGGAAGUCCAGAACCCAAUUGCACAGGGAGGGGUUGAGACCCAGGGCCUCAAGCUUGAUGAUGAGCUUGGAGGGUACUAUGGUGUUGAAUGUUGAGCUAUAGUCAAUGAACAGCAUUCUUACAUAGGUAUUCCUCUUGUCCAGAUGGGAUAGGGCAGUGUGCAGUGUGAUGGCGAUUGCAUCGUCUGUGGACCUAUUCGGGCGGUAUGCAAAUUGAAGUGGGUCUAGGGUGACAGGUAAGGUGGAGGUCAUAUGAUCCUUGACUAGUCUCUCAAAGCACUUCAUGAUGACAGAAGUGAGUGCUACGGGGCGAUAGUAAUUUAGUUCAGUUACCUUUGCAUUCUUGGGUACAGGAACAAUGGUGGCCAUCUUGAAGCAUGUGGGGACAGCAGACUGGGAUAGGGCGAGAUUGAAUAUGUCAGUAAACACACCAGCCAGCUGGUCUGCGCAUGCUCUGAGGACUCAAUUAGGAAAGCCAUCUGGGCCAGCAGCCUUGCGAGGGUUAACGCGUUUAAAUGUCUUACUCACGUCGGCCACGGAGAAGGAGAGCCCACAGUCCUUGGUAGCUGGCCGCGUCGUUGGCACUGUGUUAACCUCAAAGCAGGCAAAUAACUUGUUUAUCUUGUCUGGCAGCAAGAUGUCAGUGUCCGCAACGUGAAUGGUUUUCUUAUUGUAGUCCGUGAUUGUCUGUAAACCCUGCCACAUACGUCUCGUGUCUGAGCCAUUGAAUUACGACUCCACUUUGUCUCGAUAUUGACGUUUUGCCUGUUUGAUUGCCUUGCGGAGGGAAAGACCACUCUGUUUGGAUUCUGCCAUAUUUCCCAUCAACUUGCCAUGGUUCAUGCUUUCAAUUUUUCGCGAAUGCCGCCAUCUAUCCACGGUUUCUGGUUAGGGUAGGUUUUAAUAGUCACAGUGGGUACAACAUCUCCUAUACACUUCCUUAUAAACCCACUCACCUAAUCAGCAUAUACAUCUAUAUUAUUCUCAGAGGCUACCCGGAACAUCCCAGUCCGCGUGAUCAAAACAAUCUUGAAGCGUGGAUUCCAAUUGGUCCGACCAGCGUUGAAUAGUCUUAAGCACGGGGGAUGUGUUAGAUACCAAGUUAGUUGGUUUAUGGUUUAGAUACUUGGUAGUUUAGAUACUUGCUCCUCAGGCUGAAAUAGUAUAAUCUUAUUCCAGUAUGUGUUAGACUACCCAGUCUGGGUUAUGUAGAGUGACACGGCUGUGUCUUGUCUGUGCAUUGUACGUUUUAGCAUGUCUCUGUCUCCAGUAAUUUGAUUAUUGAAAGCUUCAUUUUCUUUUGCCGAGUGUGUAUACACUUGUCCUGUUUGUGUGUAUACUGUUCUCUGAAAGUAAAUAUAAAUAAAAAACUGUGCCUGUGAAAGCCUCUGAAAGUCUAUAAAUUGCAUUCUACAGAAAGAUUUAGGUUGAAUUGCUAUUUAUCAAUAUGAACAUGCUAUAUAUGAUUUUCUUCAAUUACAGGUAAACAAACUGGAUGAUGUGAUUAAUAACGUAUAA
Coregonus sp. 'balchen' is the source of this 20722-nucleotide messenger RNA. The record is from the annotation of a GenBank genome assembly. Lineage: Eukaryota; Metazoa; Chordata; Actinopteri; Salmoniformes; Salmonidae.